AAGAAGAAGAAGAAGAAGAAGAAGAAGAAGAAGAAGAAGACUCGCGUCUCUUUUGCUCGGAGCUUUUCUUCAGAACCAACCUGAACAGCGCUGCUCCACCAGAACUUCUGUGUUCCGAUCACCGUGUGUGACUGGACUUUGUGCUGUUCACGUGUGUUCUGGGUGAUUCUCCUCUGACGAGUCAACAAGGCUACACACGUUAGCUUAGCAUGCUAGCUGUGAACAGAGCGAGUGUGUGAUGGAGAGCAGACGGUGUUUGUGACGGAGUUCGUGUGGAGACAAAGUUCGUGUGACUGUGUGAAAAUGUCUAAAGUCCAAAUGCUGAGCUUGUUGGUGAAGCAGCGGCUGACUGCGGCUGCUGAAGAGAUAUCUGGGCUGUUUGAAAGAACGAUAGCAGAGUACGAGGAGGAACUGUGUCGUUCACAAGAGGAGAACGAGCGACAACGGAAACUACUGGACGCUGUUCUCCAGCCUCGGGUCCAGUUACACAGAGCAGACGUCCAGCAGCUGUCAGUAAGUAAAGAAGAGGUUCAAUCUGAGCAGCAGGAGUGCAGCUCCAGUCUGGACCAGGACGUACCAGAACCCCCACACAUUAAAGAGGAACAGGAGGAGCUCUGGACCAAUCAGGAGGAGGAUGAUGUCACCAGGUUCACAUUUGAUGAUGAAGAUGAUGAAGAUGAGGAGAAACCUGAGUCCUCACAGCUUCAUCAAAGACAUCCUGAGCAGAUGGAGAUGGGAACUGAUAGAGAGGACUGUGGAGGACCAGAACCAGACAGAACCUCAGAACCAGAUCAACAUUUAUACCCUCAGACUGAAGUCCGUUUUGAACCUGAGCCUCAGUUCAGUUUUGACGUCAGGAGCACAGAAGCUUAUUUAGGUUUUACCUUUCAGAGACCUGACGGAUUUGACUCCUGUGAGAAACCAUUCCGCUGCUCCAUGUGCGGGAAACGAUUCAGUCAGAACUCAAACAUGAAGACGCACAUGAGGACUCACACUGGAGAGAAACCGUUCGGCUGCUCAGUUUGUGGUAAAAGAUUUGGUCAGAAGGUUCAUCUACAGAACCACCUGAAACGACACACCGGAGAAAAACCUUACAGCUGUUCACUUUGUGACAAACGUUUCACACGUAUGGAACAUUUACAGCUUCAUAUGAGAACUCACACUGGGGAGAAGCCGCUCAGCUGCAGAGUCUGUGGACAAAGAUUCACCUGGAGGUGUCAGCUCAAAUAUCACAAAUGUGUGGGUGAGUCCUCACAGCUUCAUGAGCUCCCGAUCCUCGAGCAGCAGGAUGAUGAUAUGCCACCAGGUCCAGAUGGGAUGAGACCCAGAACUCAGUGGAUGGAGUACUGUGUCAGUGUUUCAGGAGGAAGUUCACUGAAGUCUGUCAGGAGGGCCGAGCGUGACGCCGACGGUCCGGACACACUGACGUGGUCUCUCCUGCUCCACCUCUGCAGCCUCACACAGACCGUGACCGUGUGAAUGAGACAGAACUUCAUCAACUCACCUGUUCAACAAACAAACAUAUAGAGAAGAGAAGUUUGUCUUCAGCUGACGCUGUCUGUCUUAUAAAUAUCAUGAAUAUGAAUCUAAUCUGCAGCUGAAUGAGAUGGAGCACCCUGUCCUCCGUCAGCUGAAGGACACAUGAGCAGACAGACGAAGUAUUCUGACAGUCGUGUUUCCAGGGAAAUAAACACAACGCUACUGCAGAAAGAUGGCAGGUUACAUUUAAAUAUCAUUAUUUAUUAACAAAGUCGAACAUGAGCUCAGAAAGUUGUUGGCAGCUCAGAGGACGUCUGUUGUUUCCUGUCGUCUAUAUUCAGUUGAUUUUAUUUUCAAAGUGAAAUAAUUCUUUAUUUAUAUUGACUUUUUUCUCAGUUUGUCACCUGCAGAGAGAAUGUAUUUCAUUAAACAUCCUCAUGUGUUUUCCUCUUGUCUGAGGACAGGAAGUGUGUCGUACAGGCCCCAGGUCAGAUCUGAUGUGUGAUGUAAUUAAAGUUGUAGUGACAUCACAGCUCUGUGUCUCUCUGAUCAGUUUCUAAAAACUGUCGCGUCCAGUCCAGAUCAUUAGAUGUGCUGUGUGCGCCCUCUGCUGGACACUUUUACAGCUGCUUCCAGAUCGGUGUUAUUUCCUGAGCAGCUGAAUGUUGGUCAUUAUUUGACCCUGCUGUGGCUGCGUUCACCAACACACUCUUCUUCAGUGUUUGUUAAUAUCAGUGUUAUGAUCAUCAAAUCUGUGCUGAGCUGAGGCCGAGAGGAAGUGACACAACACUGUUCAGUAGAGAAGGAGAAGUGUCUCACCCAGGCUCUGUCAGAGGAGAUUAUUCUUUCAUCAUUACAAUAGACAAUGGAAUAAGUAAUAACUUAGCAGCUGUCGGUGAGUAAAGAAGAGGUUCAACCUGAGCAGAAAGAGUGGACCUCCAGUCUGGACCAGGAGGAACAAGAACCUGCACACAUUAAAGAGGAACAGGAGGAACUCUAGACCAAUCAGGAGGAGGAUGAUGUCACCAGGUUCACCUUCACUGCUGUCAUUGUGAAGAGUGAAGAUGAUGAUGAGAAAAAACCUCAGUCCACACAGAUGGAGACAGAAGCUGAAGGAGAGGACUGUGGAGGACCAGAACCGGACAGGAACUCUGAUCCAGAUCAACAAAUACAACCAGUGCAUGAAGUCAGGAUGAAUACUGAUGUCACUCUGACUGAUGUGGGACUUGGUCCUGGUGAGAAACGAUUCGGUUGCUCUGAUUGUGGUAGACGAUUUCGCCACAGGGGGAGAGAAACCCUUCAGCUGCGCCGUGUGCAGGAAAAAAUUCCCUCGCAUAGAGACCCUGGUCCGUCACUUGAGGUCUCAAUCCGGAGAAAAACCAUACAGCUGCUUGUUUUGUAAGAAGCAGUUCACUCGGAGUGACUCACAUGAGGACCCACACGGGAGAAACCCUUCAGCUGCUCUGUGUGUGGGAAAAGUUUCACACAUAACCUGAGUCUGAAGCGUCACAUGCCUGUUCACAUGCAGGAGAGAGCGUACAGCUGCAGUGUUUGUCACAGAAGAUUCAGCAGACACUCAUAUGUCACGAGGCACAAAUGUAAAGCUGCUGAUGAGAUUGUGGAGCAGCGAGCUGAAACACGACACGGCGUGUUGGACACGAGGACGUCAGUGUCAGCAGGAGUCGACUGAGCUGAUCGUCUUCUCUGAGAGUCAACAGCUUUAUAAUUAUUCUUUUUGUUUUAUCUGAUUGUCACAAAGAGAAAUGAGUUUAGGAAUCUUGAGCUCCCUGAAGGUCCCGCCCACAGUGCUCUCUGAUUGGUUCCAUGCACGAGCAGCAGCCAGUCAGCACUGGAAGCAGCAGAUAAACAUCAAACUAAAUAUCUCAGACCUGAGUUCAAGACACAAUAACAGCAAUAAUUUGAUUUUUGUUUAAAAUUCAAAAAUUUGAUCAACAGAAACCAAAAAGGUCUGUGUUGUUUUUUGAUCUACAUUUGAUAAAACAUAAAUGUAUUUUUCAUACUUUAUAAUAAUAAAUAUUAGAUUCUAUAACUGUGACAGAAGUUGACUCGUUGCUCUGUUGGAGCUCCUGAAUGUGAAGUUACCCACUGAACUUCUAUCAGUUCUGUUUCCUCCUGACUUUUUGUGUUUCGUCUUCUUGACGACAGUGAGACUCUUUUCCAUCUUCAUCCUUUAACUCAGUUAUGCAGUCGAAUCAUUUUUGUGACAUGUAUUUUUAUUUGUAAACCAAACUUGGAAAUUGAACAAAUCUGUUUAAUGUUGUUUCCUCAUUUCUCCAUUUUUAUUGUAAAAUCACGGUUCUUGAAAUAAGAAUUUAUUGACGCCAUGUUUUUGUUAUUCAGCUGUUUAUUUUUUAAUAUCAUUCAUACAGUAAAAUGUACCUUUUAUUUCUAUAAUUAAUUUUAAUGUGAUUUAAUGCAAAAUAAAUAAUUUAUUUAAUUAUUCAUUAUCUGUAAAGUGAACAUAAGAACAUAUCGUGAACCAGAACCAAGAUCCUCAGCUGAAAGUCAGAACUGAAACUCUGUUCAUCUUCAAAUAGUUAUGAAGAAACUUCUGAUCCGGUUCUGGACAGAGUUCAGCCUGAGUUUCUCCGCUGAGGCUGAAACUGUUAGAAUAAGAGCAGUUGUAACUAUACCAGCAGAACUUUUUCACAGAGGUGAACAGAUGUGAGUCAGCUGAUGGUUCUGACUCAUGUUUUAGAUCAGUUCUGUAGAACCCACAUCAUCUGACAUGAA
Messenger RNA from Acanthopagrus latus (yellowfin seabream), 4233 nucleotides. RefSeq names its product gastrula zinc finger protein XlCGF8.2DB-like. Gene Ontology annotation, biological process: regulation of transcription by RNA polymerase II. The transcript is spliced from 3 exons. NCBI's taxonomy places the organism in Eukaryota, Metazoa, Chordata, Actinopteri, Spariformes, Sparidae. The record is from RefSeq and is a predicted model, not a curated record. Gene Ontology annotation, molecular function: zinc ion binding; DNA-binding transcription factor activity; RNA polymerase II cis-regulatory region sequence-specific DNA binding. The coding region runs from base 304 to 1479 and encodes 391 amino acids.